Messenger RNA from Talpa occidentalis (Iberian mole), 1566 nucleotides. RefSeq names its product protein tyrosine phosphatase mitochondrial 1 (gene PTPMT1). Gene Ontology annotation, molecular function: protein tyrosine/serine/threonine phosphatase activity; phosphatidylinositol-4,5-bisphosphate 5-phosphatase activity; phosphatidylglycerophosphatase activity. The coding region runs from base 1 to 606 and encodes 201 amino acids. The transcript is spliced from 4 exons. Gene Ontology annotation, biological process: protein dephosphorylation. Lineage: Eukaryota; Metazoa; Chordata; Mammalia; Eulipotyphla; Talpidae. The record is from RefSeq and is a predicted model, not a curated record.
AUGGCGGCCGGCGGCCUGCUGGGGGCCGGCCUGGCCCGGGUGCUCUUCUACCCGACGCUGCUGUACACGCUGCUCCGCGGGAAGAUCCCCGGCCGCGCGCGCCGCGCCUGGUACCACCGCAUCGACCGCACGGUGCUGCUGGGCGCGCUGCCGCUGCGGAGCCUGACGCGCCGGCUGAUUCAGGACGAGAACGUGCGCGGGGUGAUCACCAUGAACGAGGAGUACGAGACGCGGUUUCUGUGCAACUCCUCGAAGGAGUGGAAAAAAGUAGGUGUUGAGCAGCUGCGGCUCAGCACAGUCGACAUGACCGGAAUCCCAACCUUGAAUAACCUCCACAAAGGAGUCCAGUUUGCUCUCAAGUACCAAUCGCAGGGUCAGAGUGUCUACGUGCAUUGUAAAGCUGGGCGCUCUAGGAGUGCCACUAUGGUAGCAGCAUAUCUUAUUCAGGUGAACAAAUGGAGUCCAGAGGAGGCUGUAAAAGCUAUCAGCAAGAUCCGGUCCCACAUCCACAUCAGACAUGGCCAGAUGGAAGUUCUCAAAGAGUUCCACAAGGAGAUUACUGCAAAGGCAGCAAAGGAGGAGACUUAUCACACAUCACAGACAUGAAGCACAUGGAAAGAAAGAAGACAACCCCGCUCGCUACAGAAAAAGUUUAACAGGACCACGGGAACUUAAACUCAGACUUAACAGAAGUAUGCUAAGUAAUGGAUAGUCGCCCUCCCUUUGUCGUUUCAUUUUUCUGAAAUAACACUGUUUAUGGCUAGAAAGGUUUAGCAUGGCUUCACUUCAUGGGGUAUGAAGAUAAGAGGCAGGGAUGGACACUUAGUGAAUAGGGUCAAAGAAAUCUAUCGCACACUUAAUAUGGUAUGUAAUGGUGUUUAGCACCGUAAUUCAAAAGCAUUCAACACCAGGAAAAGAGGGGACAUGCUGGGCUUUGGCUCCUUACCACUGCCAGCGCCCCAACUCAGCGGUGCCCUCCUUUCCAGCUCUCAUUUUUGAUCUCUCAGCAGUGAUCCCCUAUGUGGAAACGUAUGGGAUUCAAUCGGUAUUGCUGCUGACUUAGAAAUGUGAGGAUAAGUAGUUUCCCUUCAGAAGUCAUCUCUUCAGAAUUCAAAACACACACACAUAUCCCUUCAAAAACUUUUAUUUGUAUGAACAGUUCUUAGCUCUUGACUUAAUUAGAGCUAUUUAAAGAGUAGAGACCUUUAUGUAUUGAAUUUGAAAAAAGUUUCUGCUAUUAAUCAGAAAUAAUCCUUUCUACUUCUUUCUGGCUUACCCCUUGGAGUUAGCCAAAAAUAAAACCAAAGUAUAUGUUUCCUGACGAUAUAUGACAAAACAAGAGACAGAAUAUUCUGUAUUCUAGAGUUGACUGUUGCUGGUGAAGGACACCUUCAGCUUAGUCCAUUCUCCCACCAAAGCCUGAAGGAAAACGCUUAACACCUAAUUCUUUGUGGAAAAAUUACCAACUAGCCACUUUGCAGGCUAUAGAAAAAAAGGAAGACUGGGCAUCUUUUCUCCUUCCUUGGGAUGGGGAUGGGGAUGAUUCUAUUUAACAUUGAUCAGGUA